AUGACGAUCUUAACUAGAAAUAAAACACAAAAAAAUCGAUAUGUUACAAUAUCAAAAUUUGAGAUUGAUCGUUGUUAUAGAUUGGCUCGUAUUCAAUUAUCUAAAGAGCUAUCAUCUAAUAUCACCGAAUCUUACGCUCGAACAUUAUAUUCUCCUUCUUUGGAAGAUAUUGAAUAUAUUAAUAAUUCACAAGCGUUACAAGAUAUUUUUUAUACUAAAUUAAAAAAUAAAUAUUAUUUUUUAAAUAAUAAAGAACAGACAUUUUUAUGUAUUAAUUUAGAUAAAAAUUAUUAUGAGAAAGAUGGUGAAAGUGAUGAAUCUAUUUCUAGUGAAACUACGAGUAGUGGUUAUGAUACAUCAACUAGUACUUCUACUUUCUCGAAUGAUGAUGAUGAUUAUUCAACUAUUGAAACAUUUGCAGAUCAUGAUAUUGAUUGGAUUAGAAGUACUUUGGACGAAUACGAAGAACAUGGAGAAAUUUGGGAUCAUCAUCGUGGAUUAUUAUUUUUUAAUAUAGUUGCUCCAUUUAUAUUUAUAAUUUUUAUGAUUUUGUUAAAGAAAUUUUUUGAUUUCAAUGAUUGA
This is a messenger RNA of Rhizophagus irregularis DAOM 181602=DAOM 197198, 582 nucleotides long. RefSeq lists its product as uncharacterized. The record is from RefSeq and is a predicted model, not a curated record. Lineage: Eukaryota; Fungi; Glomeromycota; Glomeromycetes; Glomerales; Glomeraceae.